AUGCAAAGCUCAUGUUCCGCCGAGGCGUGUGCCGGCCUCGAACUCGCCAGUUUGCUCGCCUUCCUGCGGGCCGACGACAAGUCGGCUUCGUUGCCACAGCAGCCGGUACAUGAGGACGGUUGUGAGGAGGAGGAAUUUAUGGCCAGUCUGAAACGAGUCUUACGCAUCCUCGAGGCCGCGGUCGCGCGCGGCCUCCUCACCGAGCCGCUGGCUGCAAUGCUCUUUCAGGCCGUGCUCAUUGACGAUCGAAUCGGCUCAAGAGACCUGACCAAAGCCGGGACUCGAACUCAGGUUCCGAAGUCGGCCACCGCCUCGGCAAACGUGACUGCAAUUGCAGCCAAUCCGUCGAGUUGUGCCGGUUCGGAGGGCAGCAAAGACGCCGGCGACCGACGGUUCGGCUGGCGCGGACUGCUCGCCAGCGCGUCUGCGAUGCUUCGUAGAAAGCGGCGCCUGCACCGAAACACACUCAGCCUGACCCGCCCGACAGUCUACCCUCGGGCGCUCUCCUCUUCGCUUAUCCCCCCCCUUCUGUCCCCGCCCAACAACAGCGUGGCCUCGGCCUUCCGGCACUCUUCCGACUCCUUCUUCUCUCCUCCUUUUCUCUCUUCCUCCUCCUCCUCCUCCUCCUCACACUCCUCCUCACACUCCUCCUCACACUCCUCCUCCUCCUCCUCCCUCUCGCCCUCUUGCGAGCCCCACUACUCCCACUUUUGCCACGCAUGGCCUCCAGAGUUCGCCUAUUCGGGACUCGCCUGGCCCGGCAGACCCGAGCCCCAAAGACCCCUGCCUCCGAUUCCGCGGCCUCAGACGGCACCAAAUGCCAGCGACAAUCCUCUCGCGCCCGACAAGCCGGCUCACUUGGACUCGGACUUUCUGUACUCCUUUUAUGUGUUCGACGAGCUCACGUCGGCUGGUCCAAGUCUGGCGCCAAGUGGAGCGGACGUCAGUCAACUGCAAGCGUCCUCGAGUCUCUCCCGCAGAAGCGCAUCAUCACGGCCUGCUCAGAGCCCUGUUUACAACUUUCCCAUGGGAUAA
This is a messenger RNA of Protopolystoma xenopodis, 1035 nucleotides long. Lineage: Eukaryota; Metazoa; Platyhelminthes; Monogenea; Polystomatidea; Polystomatidae. The record is from the annotation of a GenBank genome assembly.